CAAAACACUUUUCAAAAUCUAAAUCAACUUAAUAACGUAGCAAAAUUUUAAUUUUCUUGUGAAAAAUUUUCAAAUUUCGUCGAAAAAAUAAAAUUUUCUGAUACAAAAAAUAAAAUAUUUUCGAAUUUUUAAAGAAAUGCCAGGAAGCCAAUCGAAAAUUUCAUUUGAUGCCAUAAAUAUAGUGAGAGCUGAAAAUAUUUACUUAACGGACAAUAAAAAAGAUCGAAAUGCAAAAAGGAAAAUAUCAACCAAUGAUGAAACCGUAUUUGAAAAGAAAAAGUUAGUUUCGGAUUCGGAAACAAGACAUACCACCAAACAUAAAAAUUUAAAGUUUAACACCAAAGAUCAGAAAUCAAAAAUGGCUUCUUCUCUUUCAACGGCAGGAAAAAAGUCCAGAAAACGUCAGUGGGAUAUUGGUAAUGCCUAUUCCAAAUUAAAUGCACAAGUGAAAAACCCUCCAAAAUCUAACGAUGGUCAUCCUAAAAAUGUUCUAACCGAAAAAAUUGAUUCUGCAAUUUCAUUGUAUGCAACUCCAAGAGAGGAAAUUUCAAUAAUUGAUGGAAUUGAUUUGGAAAACAUGAAUCCAAAUCAUUUGCCACAACAUUUCUAUGAAUCUGAACUCGAUAAUUUUAUUCGUAGUCAAUAUCCCGACUUCGAGGAUUGUUUGGAAUAUGAUUUUCAGGAACCUUUGAAUUUUGAAAAAUAUGAUUUACCACCGGAAUCUUUUCACCCUAAAAAAAGCAAUUUACGACACUUUAAAGAGUUACUCGAGCGAGAGGAAUCGUCACAAAAUAAACUGUUGCAAAAGAGUGAAGUAGAAUUGUUAAGAGAUAUCGUCAAAGCUGAUGAGCGAUAUCAAAAGCUUAAACGGGAUGACUAUCAAUUAUUAAAGGAGAUUCUUUUGGGGCAACUUAAAGAAAUCUCUGAACAGGAGCGAGUCAUCAAGAUCGCUCUAAACAAGAUUCGAUGUGAAAGGAAUCAAGAUUUCCAAGUUAGUACUCUCAAAGUUGCAAAAGCUGAACAGCCAUUGGAAAGUAAUAUUACAAAAAUAAAUUUAAAUAAAGUUCCUUUAGCUACUGAUCAAAAAUCAAUCGAAAAGAAGACUUGUACUCCAAAAACUAAGGCAAAGCAAGAACUUGAUGUAUUUUUCAAAAAUGUCCCAACACUUGAGAGCGAAAUUCGAAUUCUCAAAUUGUUAGGCCAAAAACUUGAAGAAACACUAAAAAAAUCAACUGAAACUACAACAAUUAAAUCAACCCCGUUAACUUUACUUUCAACUCAGUGUUUAUAUUAUAAACAUUUCGUUACUAUUGCUUCGUCUAUGGUGUUUCCAAUGGCAUUUAAAUCUAUUCUUGGUUUAGUUCAAGAAUUUAAGAUUAGUCACCAAACAAUCAACGAACUCAAGCUCGAGAGAGAUUUCUACAUUGCAACUGAUUUGGACAACUUCACUCUGCAACGGACAAACUUCGAUUUACUUCGAUACAAUCCCGAGUUUCUUCUUCGCAAGCUCAAACCCUUAACAAAGGAUUCUCGACUGAAAUUCAAUUUUAUCGAACAGGAUCCAAUGUUUUUCAAUCAUUUCAUCGCAAACAUAUGCAAUAUCUCUCCAAAAACAUUGACUGGGACUUAUAUUCCGGAAAAUUCCAAAACAAUUAAUUGUGUUCCAGCAAUCAAAAUGAAUGAUGUUGGUGAUGGAGCUGGAGAUUUUAUAUUCAAAGAUGACGACCUGAAUAAAGAACUGCCAGUUGAGAUGGAGAAUGCCAUAAGUAGAACAAUUAGUGAUAGAAAUAAAUUCAAGCAACAGCGUUCCCGCACACCAUUGCAAGAAAAGAAAUUUGUAUCAGCCAAAAAUAGCCUUCUCAAGACCGUUCUUUUAGGUUUCCUUCAUUUGACAUUAGUUUUAGUGGUUUUAAGUGCCAUUUUUUAUCCAGAUGUUAUUUGUUUUUAAAUCAAUCAAUUUUAGCAUACCAUCUUUAUUGAAUUAAAAAACUAUUCAAUUUAAA
Molecule: messenger RNA, 2003 nt
Organism: Eupeodes corollae
Lineage: Eukaryota; Metazoa; Arthropoda; Insecta; Diptera; Syrphidae
Exons: 2
Coding region: 137-1948 (603 amino acids)
Source: RefSeq, a predicted model, not a curated record